Molecule: messenger RNA, 747 nt
Organism: Trichoderma harzianum CBS 226.95
Lineage: Eukaryota; Fungi; Ascomycota; Sordariomycetes; Hypocreales; Hypocreaceae
Exons: 4
Coding region: 1-747 (248 amino acids)
Source: RefSeq, a predicted model, not a curated record
AUGAGGUUGCUCCACGCCAGCAAAUGGCACAUGGCCGACUUCAUCUCGGACGAUGCCACCCCACGAUAUGCGAUCCUUUCACAUACCUGGGGACUCAACGAGGUUACGUAUCACGACUGGAAGAACCUGUCGAUCUCCGAUGUUUGGGUCGAUACAUGUUGCAUCGACAAGUCAAGUAGUGCCGAGCUUACCGAGGCGAUAAACUCCAUGUUUCGCUGGUACUCAAUGGCUGCCGUGUGCUAUGUUGUGCUUUCGGAUGUAGAAGCAACGUCUGAUCAUGCCGUGUUAGAAGAGCGCAUGGCAAAAAGCCGAUGGUUCACUCGCGGAUGGACUCUGCAGGAGCUCCUCGCGCCACCGCCAGAGAAGCUCAUCUUCUACUCCAAAGAGUGGACACGGCUCGGCUCUAAAAAAGAUUUCGUCGACAUUGUUUCAUCCAUCACCAGGAUAAACAAACAAUAUUUACAGGGUCAAGACUUGAGACAUGCGAGCGUCGCGCAGAAAAUGUCAUGGGCAGCACUGCGCCAGACCUCGCGACUAGAAGACGUUGCGUAUUGCCUCUUGGGAUUGUUUGACAUCAACAUGCCCAUGAUCUACGGCGAAGGCGACAGGGCAUUUAUCAGACUCCAAGAAGCCAUCAUGACCUCAACCCCAGACGAUCACAGUCUGUUUGCGUGGGGGCCAAUCCUCGACGAGGCCGAUAUCGCUUCAUCAAAAGGAGCCUUCGCAGCCAGACACGGCCACUUGUGA